UCAAGAACUAACAGAGACUUUUAAGAUUGUAAUCGGGAGCUCAUCAGCAGAGGAGGUCAGUCAUGGAAAUAUUUAAAGCAGAUUUUUUUUUUUUUUUUUUUUUUUUUUUUGAGCAACACGGACAUCUUAAAGAAUAACUCCUCUUCUUUUCCUGCGUCUAAAUGAACUUCUCACGGUUCAUCUCGGGCUGUACACAUCUUGCUGGAUCCCGGAUUAAUUGAGAUAAAGUUGAGUAAGAGUAAAAUACACAAAUAAACAAAUUGUUUUCAGUGGUGGAAACAAAGGACUAUAAACGACUUUAUGAAUGUUGCCACUAUCCCGGAGCGCUGCGCAGGCGAGGUUUAGUUUACGACAGCCACAGCGGACCAGAGGACUUCACUCAUUUUUGACACGCAUCAUUUUGGUCCCCAUUGCAAAAUCAGUUUGGAGAGAAUGAGGUGUCUCUGGGUGAAGCAUGAGCUGUCAGGGAAUCAGUCUUAGGCGGCUGUCUCUGCUAUGGGAGGGGGCGGCUCUCAGCCUCUGGCUCUGCUGCUGCUGCCUCUGGACCGGGGCCGACGCCGGAGCCGCAGCCGCUGCCGGUCCCAGCGAUGCCGCCUCCGGCUCCCUGGACUGGCUGCUGUCGGAUAAAGGGCCAUUCCACCAAUCCCUGGAGUUCACCGAGGCCGCGGAGAGGUACCAGCAGGGCUUCAGCACCAGAUACAAGAUCUACAGGGAGUUUGGUCGAUGGAAGGUCAACAGUCUGGCAGCAGAGAAGCGGGACAGCCUCGGUGGCAGCGGUGGCCUGGCUCUGCCCCUCGACCCCGACUUCAUGCACACCAUUCGCCAGCUGGGGAGGCGGCCAAGUCUCCAGACAAUUACAGACAGUAUAAUCAAGAAAUAUGGCACCCACCUCCUCCUGUCUGCCACUCUGGGAGGGGAGGAGGCGUUGACGAUAUUUGUGGACAAAAGGAAGCUCAGCCAGGAGUCUUCCUCCUCGGGGGCUGAGGCCAGCGGCGGCAGCAGCAGCAGCAGCUUAAACAGCACAGGCCCCGUGACCCUGGAGGCUCUCCACCAGCUCGCCGCCUCCUACUUCACUGACAGAGAGAGCACCCUGCGCAGACUGCACCACCUCCAGAUCGCAUCCACCGCCAUACGGGUGACUGAAACCAGGACCGGGCCCCUUGGGUGCAGUAACUAUGACAAUCUGGACACAGUCAGCUCCGUCCUGGUUCACAGUCCAGAAAAUAAGGUUCAGCUGCAAGGACUGCAGAUCAUCCUGCCUGCCUACCUGCAGAGCCACUUCAUUCAGGCUGCUCUCAACUACAUCGGCUGUAAAUCUGAGGGCCAGUUUGUGUGCAGGAACAGCGACUGCUGGUGUGAGUGCAGCCUGGAUUUCCCUCAGUGUAACUGCCCUCACUCUGACCUCCAGGCUCUGCAAAACAACCUGCUGCGAAUCAGAGACGCCUGGAAACUGACCAACCAGGAGUUUGAGGAGUCUGAGGAGUUCCAAAGCUUUGUUGGGAAGCUGCCAACCCAUUACGCUGUAAACACAUCUGUCGUGGAGCACUUGUGGAGGAUGGAUGCCAACCUGCUCCAGCGCUACCGGCAGCUUGAGACCAGCACCAACCAGCUAUUCACCAAGGCUCGCCGCACCACUAACAAGCUCUUCAGCCUGAGCAAGAGAUGCCGAAUGCAGCCCAAAAUAGUCCUACAGAGGGAGAGGCCUCUACGCUAUUGGCUGAGCUACGCCCUCUCCAUCCUGUACUGCAGUGAGAAUAACCAGAUUGGUGUGUACAGCGACGAGAGCCGCAGCUGCUCCUGUCCCUACCACCACCCGCCUUGCCAGGGCCUCAUCCCCUGCUCUGUGGGCGACGGCCCACGCUGCACCUCCUGCUCCGCAGAGAACCGAACCCGCUGCUACAGCUGCAACCCCGGCUUCACCCUCACCCAGGGCACCUGCCGGCCCGCUGUGCCCGACCCCACAGACCCCUACUUGGGUUUGGAGAGCGACCGGGACCUGCAGGACCUGGAGCUGCGCUACCUGCUCCAGAGACGCGACCCACGCAUUACCCUGCACGCUGUGUUUGUCAGCAACGACGUGCGUCUGAACACCUGGUUCGACCCGUCCUGGAGGAAAAGGAUGCUGCUCACGCUCAAGAGUAACCGGGUCAAGUCCAACCGUGUUCACAUGCUCCUUGGGUUGGCCCUUCAGGUAUGCCUCACCAAAAACAGCACUCUGGAGCCAGCGCUCUCUCUGUUCGUGAAUCCCUUUGGGGGCAGCCACUCGGAGAGCUGGACCAUGCCGAUUGGUCAGCACGGCUACCCUGACUGGGAGAGGACCAAGCUGGAUAUCCCGUUGGACUGUUAUAACUGGACGUUGACCUUAGGAAACAGGUGGAAGAGCUUUUUUGAGACUGUACAUUUCUACCUGAGGAGCCGCAUGAGGGAUUCUGGGGGAGUGACGGGGGGAAACAGAAAUGGCACGGUGUAUUACGAGCCCCUGGAGGCAGUGGAGCCUUCCAACAACAUCGGCUACAUGAAAGUCAACAGCAUGCAGCUGUUUGGAUAUAGCGUGCACUUUGACCCGGAGGCCAUCCAGGACCUGAUUCUGCAGAUAGACUACCCGUACACUCAGGGAUCACAGGACUCCGCCUUGCUGCAGCUGGUGGAGCUGCGCUACAGGGUCAACCGCCUCUCGCCUCCAGGGGCUCAGCACAUGGAUCUGUUUGCUUGCCUGCUCCGUCACAGACUCAAACUGUCCAGUGCAGACGUGACCAGGAUACUCACUGCCCUGCAAGCUUUCAGUGCCAGACAACCAAACUACGUGGAAUACGAGGCAAACAAACUUUGUAGUUAAUGGGCGGUGCAGCUCCGAUUUGAUGUUUUGUACUGUUACCUUGCUACUGACGCGGGCUGCUUCAAUUAGCCUGCAUUGUUUGUCAGCUGGAUCCCAUUUGUGUCAAGUGUUUGUUGUUCAAGGCUUUGUUGUACAUAUGUGCAAUUAAACUGGAUGUUUUUAUCA
Myripristis murdjan (pinecone soldierfish) is the source of this 3001-nucleotide messenger RNA. Its product is annotated as BMP/retinoic acid-inducible neural-specific protein 3-like. Gene Ontology annotation, cellular component: cytoplasm; neuronal cell body; dendrite. Gene Ontology annotation, biological process: negative regulation of mitotic cell cycle; positive regulation of neuron differentiation; cellular response to retinoic acid. The transcript has 8 exons. Bases 455 to 2836 code for a protein of 793 amino acids. NCBI's taxonomy places the organism in Eukaryota, Metazoa, Chordata, Actinopteri, Holocentriformes, Holocentridae. The record is from RefSeq and is a predicted model, not a curated record.